AUUAGUGUUAUUGUUGAAAAUGGCGGCGAUCGGAAUGGUGCAGAUGUUGAUUGAAGCAGCUGAGUACCUCGAUCGUAGGGAAAGAGAAGCUGAGCAUGGCUAUGCCUCUAUGCCACCCUUCAUCAGCAGCCGGGAGAGGGAAAGCCUCAAAAGGAAAAACAAGGGCAAGAAAAACAUAAGUAGCAGGUCUACACACAAUGAGAUGGAAAAGAACAGACGGGCACAUCUACGGCUGUGCCUGGAGCGCUUGAAAUCUCUCGUUCCUUUGGGACCAGAUGCCAACAGGCACACCACCCUCAGCCUGCUGAUGAAGGCCAAAGAACAUAUAAAGAGGCUAGAGGAGAGCGAUAGGAGAGCUCAGCACACCUUGGAGCAGCUACAGCGGGAGCGGAGACACCUGAGGAGACGCCUGGAGCAGCUUGGAGUGGAACGGACCCGCAUGGACAGCACCGGCUCCACCCGCUCCUCGGACAAGUCCGACUCUGACCAGGAGGACCUGGACGUGGACGUGGAGGGGACGGACUACCUGCUGGGUGACCUGGAGUGGAGCACCAGCAGCGUGAGUGACUCAGGGGACGAGCGAGGCAGCCUGCGGAGCAGCUGCAGUGACGAGGGCUACUCCAGCGCCAGCCUGCAGCGCCUGCAGGACACUCAGGAGACGGCCAAGCAGCUGGGCUGCAGCCUAUAAAUGUCCCGGACCGCCGAGCUGACACCCACCCACCCCACCUCCACCCAAAAUCUGCAUCUCACCACUUCUACCUGCUCAGACCCCGCUCCCCUCCACCUCGCCCCCUUAGUCCCACCCCGCUGUCCUCUUCUCCUCUGCAGCUGACUUCCACUCAGACUGCAGCAGCUCAAAGACGCCCACGCACAUUCAGCUCUUCUUCUUCUUCUUCAUCAUCAGCGGUCAGUCUUAAGGGCAUUGCCCGCUCCGCUCCUCUCCGCUCUGUGCCAAUCAAACGAGUGGGAUUUGAAAGACACUCCGCCCCCUUUUCGUCUCUCCGUCCUCCAGAAACACAACUUUCAGCCAGAGAAUGUUACCACACAAUGUCCCACUGCCUCUUUUUCUACGCCUCAAGAGCCAUGGGAAGCACUUCUAAGAGAUUAUUCUCUUGUAUCACACACACACACACACACACACACACACACAUAUAUACACGUAUAUAUAAACACACGCAUACACAUUUCCAUCUCUCCCAGUUGUGAGACCUGUCCUCGGUGAAGUGGGGCCCGUUUUUCUGCCCCUCUCGCCACUAAAACAUCAGUGCAUGGUACCUUGCACUUGAAAUUGCUUUUGUAAACAAAAACUGUCAUCUUUUUCAAACGCCGUCUCUUGUAAAGCCCCGCCCCCUCCCAGAUGAAGUGAAUGUUUGUGAAACAUGUCAGCCGGCAGACUCUGUGGACGCUAAACCAGACCGACCGCACGUCGAGUUUAAACUAUCUGAGCCGGCAGCAAUACAUCCUGUGGUGACUGAAGCUUUAGACGGCAGGCUCCUUUUGUGAUUUUUUUUUUUUUUUAACGUCCACCUCUGCCGUUCGCGGCGAGAAGGGAGAAAAAACGAAAUGAUGCGAGAUUGUGAAGAUGUUUGCGGGUUUUCGAUGGGUUCUGCCUCUCUCUGACGACGGUGGCGUUUUUACAGCGUUCCCCUUUUUAUUUCCCCGCCCCCUUAAACGGGCGACGGCCAUUAACCUGUUUUUUUUUUUUGCCAGGUGCUAGUACAUUGUUGUACGCUAAUCUUUCACUGCCCCAGCUGUUAACAGGAAGGGAAAAGCCCAUCUACCUAAAAGCAGUCAAGAGACUUGAACACAUUCCACGACAUAAAGAGGAGAAGCUGGUGAGACUGAGAUUAUUAUUAUUUUAUGUGUGUUUUGAAAGUGGGCAGUCACGUUAAUUACAUGAAGGUUGAGUUUGGGUCAGGAUAGGGUGUUUUUUUUGGGUCGUUUUUUUUUAGCGGGAACACUUAGUCAGAGGCCCAAAGUUUUCUGUGUUUUCUCCUCUUAAAAAGCACUAAAAUGUUAAAAACCACAGAAAAAUAAUCCUUUGCCUUGCCAUCAUAGCUAUUUAUUAUUUCUGGACAAAUGUACACCUUUUAAUGUAAAUAGUUCUCAGAAAGAGUUCUAUGUCUAUCACCAAAUGUAUUUAUUAGAUAUCCUAAAUAUAUAGAUGAGUCUAUAAAAAAAAUAUAUAUAUAUAUUUAGUCAUAGCUUCUGUUCAUUUUUGUGAGUUUUAUGGAGAGUUUCCUACAGCAUAGUUGGUUUGCACAGCAAAGUCAAUCCUUAGAAUCCUUAGAAAAGUCUCUUGUGCAUUGAGGCGUUUGUGUCUGUUGAAUUUGGCAGUUUAAUCGUGGUUCCUUUUCUUUUUUUUCUUUUUUUUUUCUUCUCGUGUUUAAAAGCAGUCCUGUCCGGUUAAGGGUGUGGGGGACUGGAACAAAAAAAAAAAAAAAAAAAAAA
Molecule: messenger RNA, 2451 nt
Organism: Poecilia reticulata (guppy)
Lineage: Eukaryota; Metazoa; Chordata; Actinopteri; Cyprinodontiformes; Poeciliidae
Gene: mxd1
Product: MAX dimerization protein 1
Biological process (GO): regulation of transcription by RNA polymerase II
Molecular function (GO): protein dimerization activity; RNA polymerase II cis-regulatory region sequence-specific DNA binding; DNA-binding transcription factor activity, RNA polymerase II-specific
Source: RefSeq, a predicted model, not a curated record